AUGUCAGUUUCAGCAACAUCAUCGCUAGUUGUUCCUCCAACCACAAAUAAUUCAUCUAGACGUUCGGCAAAUUAUCACCCCGACAUAUGGGGGGAUCAUUUUAUUCAAUGUCUAUCGGAACCUAUGGAAUUGGAUGAAAUAAUGAAGCAGAUUAUAAUGGUAAAAGAAAAGGUGAGGUUGAUGCUAGUCCCUACAAACCCCUUGAGGGAUGCUAAUUUGAUCGAUUCAAUCCAACGUUUGGGGUUAUACCAUCAUUUUGAGCUUGAGAUUGGUGAAUUAUUGCAACAUAUUCACAAUAAUUAUGUCCAAAAUGGAACGGUAACUCUUAAUCUUAACCAAGAUCUUCAAUCUAUUGCACUUGUCUUCAGGUUACUAAGGCAACAAGGAUACCAUAUUUUGCCCGGUGUUUUUGAGAAGUUCAAGAAUGAGCAAGGAAACUUCAAGGAAACACUUGUUGAUGAUGUUGAGGGAAUGUUAAGUUUGUAUGAAUCCACACAUAUGAGGAUUCAUGGAGAAGAUAUAUUAGAUGAAGCAUUUUCUUUCACUUCAUCACACCUUGAAAUAAUGACCACUCAAUUGAGUCCUUCUCUUGCUACUAAAAUUAGUCAUAGCUUAAAGAGGCCACUCUUCAAAAACUUGCCUAGACUAGUGGCAAGGAAUUAUAUUUCUACUUAUGAAGAAGACCCCUCUCAUGAUGAAACUUUGCUAUUACUUGCCAAACUAGAUUUCAAUCUGCUACAAAAACGACAUCAGAAAGAACUUGGUGAUAUUUCAAAAUGGUGGAAAGAAUUGGAUUUUGCAACAAAACUGCCAUUUGCACGCAAUAGAAUAGUUGAAGCAUACUUUUGGAUACUUGGAGUAUAUUUUGAGUCUCAAUACUCUGUUGGUAGAAAGAUAAUGACCAAAGUGAUCGCCAUGGCCUCAGUAAUUGAUGAUAUAUAUGAUAACUACGGUACAUUAGAAGAGCUUCAACUUUUCACUCAAGCAAUUAAAAGGUGGGAUAUGAGUUGCAUGGAUUUUUUACCUGAAUACAUGAAAUUUUGCUAUAAAGCCCUUUUGGAUGUUUAUGAAGAAAUGGAGCAAGAGAUGUUGAAAGAAGGAAGAGCUUUUUGUGUCAAUUAUGUAAAAAAUGAAAUGAUAAGAUUGGUCGAGGCCUACUUCACGGAGGCCGAAUGGUUCAGCAGCAAUUUUAUAGCAACAAUGGAAGAAUACAUGGCUCUUGGAAUAGUUACUUCUGGUUACUAUCUACUCACAGCAACAUCCUUUAUUGGAAUGGGAUGCAUUGCCACAGAAGAAGUUUUCAAAUGGUUAACCAAUAACCCAAAAAUUGUUAAUGCUUCAUCAAUAAUUUCCAGACUCAUGGAUGAUAUUGUUUCCAAUGAGUUUGAGCAGAAGAGAGGGCAUAGCGCCUCUUCUAUUGAGUGCUACAUGAAUGAACAUGAUGUGUGUAGAGAAGAAGCAAUCAAUGAACUUUCAAGACAGGUUACAUAUGCUUGGAAGGACAUCAAUGAAGAACUUCUUGAUUCAACUGAUAUACCAAAGCCUCUCCUUACGCGAGUUCUCAAUUUAGCACGUGUCAUUUAUGUGCUUUACAAAGAUGAAGAUUGCUACACUAAUUCUCAAGGAUCAACAAAGAAUGAUAUAAUAUCUAUCUUGAUGAAUCCAUGUCCAAUAUGA
Vicia faba (fava bean) is the source of this 1677-nucleotide messenger RNA. The record is from the annotation of a GenBank genome assembly. Lineage: Eukaryota; Viridiplantae; Streptophyta; Magnoliopsida; Fabales; Fabaceae.